AAUCAUGCCCCGCUCACUCUAAUAAAAAACAUGUAAUCGUAUUUAUUUUCCUUCCAUUUAGUCAGAGGCGCUGAUGUCGGCAUUGUGAUUGGUGGAACGUGACUUUUGACAAAUCCUGCGCUAUCUGUGAAUCUGUAAUCUGUGUUCGUGUUCGUUCGUUCGUUGUCGUUCACUUAUUUUAUAUGGUCGGUUAUGUGAUGUGUUUGUGUCACCAUAAAAAGCUGAUAUUCAGUCGUGUUUUUUGAUAUUUUUGUUAUUUCAUAAUCGAGUACCUUUUUAAAGGUCUAAUGGCUCCGUUCAGCUGUUGUGUGCAGACGGUGAAAAAAUUCGACAAGUAAACAUUUAUUCAAUCCAAAUUACUCAUAUUUCUAUGUAAAAUGUCACAUUAUUGUAUAAAUAAAUAAGUAAGAAACAAAAGUUGUUUGUGUUUUACCUUUAUUGUCCACUUGAAUAAAUAAAAUAUUAAAUAUUGGAAGUACCGUAUGGAGGCUAUGAUGUACCUAGUAUGGAGGCUAGAUUAUGCCACUCUUCCUAUCCAAUCAACAGCAAGAACGUUUAAAAUUUCACACCUAUCAUGUCGAAGCUACAGACCACUUAUGUGGAGGUCAGAUUUAUAGUAUCCUUCCAUUUAACCAGGUGCUGAGAUGGCGCUGAAAUACGUGACAUAUUUUUUGAAGGGUAAGAUCGCAUUCUACCAAAUCACACAACACUUUUUUCUAUGAUACAAAUUAAAUAAUUUUUAUGGGAAUGGUCAUAGUAUAAAACUUAUUUCAAAAACAGAAAAAUGUAGAUUAUCUAAUAAAAAGACCAUUACAUAAUUUGUUUUAUAUGCAUUUAUGUUUUAUAUGCAUUGGUUAUUUGCCCAAUUAAUUCCGUGGUCCAUAUUUACCUUUUAGUUGGUUUGGAUUAUUAAACAAAAAAAUAAGCUUAUUUUAUUAGUAAACAUAACAUUUGGAAUUCCAUGAAUAAAAUGGAAAGAAAAGAGGAAAACGAAGAUACACUAAAAAAUAUCAAGGUUGAGGUUGUUGAGAAUAAUAGUAUUGUUGUCAAGCCUGAAUAUGUCAAAGACUAUGGAGAUGGGGAUUGUGAUAAUAGUUUGGGCCAAAUUAAAACAGAAAUAUCAGUUGAAGAUAUGACAUUUGAACAAAACCAAGAUGAUUUAAAAAGAUUCCAGCAUUUUAAUAGUGAUGUUGAUAAUAUAAAACUAGAGCCUACUGCUAAAGGAAAUCAAAGCAGUGAGCAUGAUAGCUUCAAAAAUGAAAUCAAAGAGGAGUCCGAUAGAGAAAGUAUACAUGAUACAUUUGAUGAUUUAGGCUUAAAUGAACACUCAUUAAAAAUUGAAAUAGAAGAUGAAAAAAAACUUAUGCCAUAUGUAGAAGAACAAACACACGAAGAAGACUUUUCCCAAGCGAAGGACACUUUGGAAAUUAUGAAAACGAUUGACAUAGGUUCAUCCAAUAAAGAGCAACAUGAUAGUCUUACUGAUGAAGAAAACACGUUAAUAUGUCAAAUUUGUGGUAAGAAGAUUGGCAGAAAAAUUAAUUUAAAUCGACACAUGAAAAUUCAUACUGGGAAAAAACUUCACAAGUGUGAAAUUUGUUUGAAGCAGUUUAGUGAAGCAUUUAAUUUGAAAAGACAUUUGAGAGUGCACACUGGAGAAAAACCUCACAAGUGUGAAAUUUGUUUCAAGCAGUGUUCGAAGGCAAGUAGUUUGAAGUCACAUAUGAAAAUACACAACGGAGAAAAAAAUUACAAGUGCAAAAUUUGUUUUAAGCAAUUUAGUACAUCAGGAAAUUUGAAGAUUCAUUUGAGACUACACACUGAAGAAAAACCUUACAAGUGUGAAAUUUGUUUGAAGCAGUUUAGUGAAGUAGGUAGUUUGAAAAAACAUUUGAGAGUGCACACUGGAGAAAAACCUCACAAGUGUGAAAUUUGUUUCAAGCAGUGUUCUGACGCAAGUAAUUUGAAAUCACAUGUGAAAAUACACACUGGGGAAAAACCUUACAAGUGUGAACUUUGUUUUAAGCAGUUUAGUGAAGCAUUUAAUUUGAAAAGACAUUUGAGAGUGCACACUGGAGAAAAACCUCACAAGUGUGAAAUUUGUUUUAAGCUGUUUACUCAAGCAGGUCAGUUGAAAACACAUAUGAGAAUACACACUGGAGAAAAUCCUCACAAGUGUGAAAUUUGUUUCAAGCAGUGUUCAGACCCAAGUAGUUUGAAACAACAUAUGAGAAUACACACUGGAGAAAAACCUUACAAGUGUGAAAUUUGUUUGAAGCAGUUUAGUGAAGCAGGUAAUUUGAAAAAACAUUUGAGAGUGCACACUGGAGAAAAACCUCACAAGUGUGAAAUUUGUUUUAAGCAGUGUUCUAAUGCAAGCAAUUUAAAACAACAUAUAAGAAUUCACAACGGAGAAAAAAAUUUCAAGUGCGAAAUUUGUUUUAAGAAAUUUAGUACAGCAGGAAAUUUGAAGAUACAUUUGAGACUACACACUGGAGAAAAAAAUUACAAGUGCGAAAUUUGUCUUAAGCAGUAUUCUGACGCAAGCUAUUUGAAACAACAUAUGAGAAUACACAACGGAGAAAAAAAUUGCAAGUGCGAAAUUUGUUUUAAGCAAUUUAGUACACCAGGAAGUUUGAAGAUUCAUUUGAGACUACACACUGGAGAAAAGCCAUACAAGUGUGAAAUUUGUUUUAAUCAGUUUACUCAAGCAGGUCAAUUGAAAACACAUAUGAGAAUACACACUGGAGAAAAUCCUCACAAGUGUGAAAUUUGUUUCAAGCAGUGUUCUGACACAAGUAGUUUGAAACAACAUAUGAGAAUACACACUGGAGAAAAACCUUACAAGUGCGAAAUUUGUUUUAAGCAAUUUAGUAAAGCAGGACGUUUGAAGAUUCAUUUGAGACUACACACUGGAGAAAAACCUUACAAGUGUGAAAUUUGUUUGAAGCAAUUUAGUGAAUCAGGUACUUUGAAAAGACAUUUGAGAGUGCACACUGGAGAAAAACCUUACAAGUGUGAAAUUUGCUUUAAGCAGUUUUCUCAUGCAAGUAGUUUGAAACUACAUAUGACACUUCACACUGGAGAAAAAUCUUAAAAGUGCGAAAUUUGUUUUAACCCCUUCGGUACGGUGAUGCACCCAUGUGCAUCAUGCUUGACUGUCCGUUCAGUACGGUGAUGCACACGUGUGCAUCAUGAGUUUUCGUUCGCCAUAAACGGCGGGCCACCAACUGAAUAUUUCAGGUAUUUUUGUUCCGUCCGAAUUACCUUAUUCAAAUCUAAAAGUGGGGAAACCACGCCCAAAAGUGGGUGAUGUCCAGAAGGAGAUUUUAUUUAGUUAAUCUGGAAAAUUCCAUCCGAAUUAUCUUAUUUUUUUUAAUAAUUUUUGUUUAAAAUGACAUUUUAUUGAUAAAUUAUUUUAGUGAUGACAACUUUGGCAUGGUUCUGAUUAAUAUUCGUUCUAUAAGAAAUAAAACUGGUGAAUUAUUUUUGUUUCUGGAGGAAUUAGGAUUUCUUCCGAUAGUUGCGAUUACAGAGCACUGGAUUAAAGUUAACGAGCCU
This is a messenger RNA of Diabrotica virgifera virgifera (western corn rootworm), 3561 nucleotides long. RefSeq names its product zinc finger protein 271-like. The transcript is spliced from 5 exons. Bases 962 to 3097 code for a protein of 711 amino acids. Gene Ontology annotation, biological process: negative regulation of transcription by RNA polymerase II; regulation of immune system process; regulation of cytokine production. NCBI's taxonomy places the organism in Eukaryota, Metazoa, Arthropoda, Insecta, Coleoptera, Chrysomelidae. The record is from RefSeq and is a predicted model, not a curated record.